AUGGCUGCCACCAACAGAAUCGACGUCCACCACCAUUUUGUCCCGGACUUUUACCGUGAAGCCCUGGAAAGCUGUGGUGGUGAUCCAUCAGGGUGGUUCAUCCCCGACUGGACGCCCGAGCUGGAUGCGAAGGUGAACAAGCAGUUUGGCAUCGGGACUAGCAUACUCUCCUUGACGGCCCCGGGAGCCUGUAUCCUGAAAGAUCCUGGGGCCUCAGCCAAGCUGGCGCGCAGAGCCAAUGAAUAUACUGCACAACUCCGCGACGAGAAGCCCCAGGAGUACGGUUUUUUCGCGUCGCUGCCCAGCCUCGUGGAUAAGGAACGGGCGCUCAAGGAACUUGACUAUGCAUACGACGUGCUCAAGGCCGAUGGUGUGGUACUCUUCACCCGGUAUGGCGAGGAUAACCACUACCUAGGUCACCCGGACUUCAAGGACAUCUGGGCCGCGCUCAACCGUCGCUCAGCCGUCAUCUUGGUGCACCCUACCCACCCAGUGGACAUCAGCCAAGUCAGUGGCCUGGCACAGCCGGUUAUCCGGUACCCAUUCGAGACGACCCAGACCGCCCUCGACAUGCUGUAUAAUAAGACAGUCCGGAACAACCCUAACUGCAAGAUCAUCUUGUCCCACGCGGGUGGCGUGUUGCCCUUCCUGAUCGGCCGUCCCACCAGCAUCCUGGCCAAGACACCAGAGGAGCAGAACGCCUUCUUGGAUGAUGCUCGCAACUUUUACUAUGACACAGCGGUUGCUGGCUCGGAGAACGUGCUUCGUGUCAUGGAGAAAUUCGCCAAGCCUGGCCAUCUCCUGUAUGGCAGUGACACGCCGUAUGCGAACAACGAUAUCAUCAACUACCACACAUCACGCCAGGACAGCUACCAGUUUGAGGAUGCAACCCUCACUGAUAAGAUUAACCGUGGGAAUGGUCUCGCCUUGUUUCCUCGACUGAAGUAG
This is a messenger RNA of Aspergillus pseudonomiae, 948 nucleotides long. RefSeq names its product amidohydrolase family protein. The coding region runs from base 1 to 948 and encodes 315 amino acids. Gene Ontology annotation, biological process: secondary metabolic process. Lineage: Eukaryota; Fungi; Ascomycota; Eurotiomycetes; Eurotiales; Aspergillaceae. Gene Ontology annotation, cellular component: cytoplasm; cytosol. The record is from RefSeq and is a predicted model, not a curated record. Gene Ontology annotation, molecular function: carboxy-lyase activity; hydrolase activity. The transcript has 2 exons.